UUUUGGGGGCCCAGGGGGGUUGUGUGGAGGUGGCGUCGGGCACCGAGGCCGUGCUGGGGGCCCCGUUCCGCCUCCUCUGCAUCGCCUGCAAACGGCGCAGCGAGACCCCCGCCGAGGCCGAGAGCGAGUGGUUCUUCAGGCCUGAGGGGGCCCCCCACUUCCAGAAGAUCCUGCACUACAGCCCCGAGGAGGAGCAGCCCUGGGUGGCCCCGGGCCCUUUCCUGGGGGUGCUGAGCUGGAACGGCUCGAGGGGCACGCGGGACCUGCAGGACCUGUCGGUGCGGCUGAGCGAGGUGGGCCACGCCCACGCCGGGCUCUACGUGUGCCGCCUGCGCCGCAACCUCACCUUCGAGGGC
Empidonax traillii (willow flycatcher) is the source of this 356-nucleotide messenger RNA. Its product is annotated as sodium channel subunit beta-1-like. Gene Ontology annotation, molecular function: sodium channel regulator activity. NCBI's taxonomy places the organism in Eukaryota, Metazoa, Chordata, Aves, Passeriformes, Tyrannidae. The record is from RefSeq and is a predicted model, not a curated record. The transcript has 2 exons. Gene Ontology annotation, cellular component: voltage-gated sodium channel complex. The annotation marks the transcript as partial. Gene Ontology annotation, biological process: sodium ion transport; regulation of heart rate by cardiac conduction; cardiac muscle cell action potential involved in contraction.